CCGGAAUCCAAAUAAGGAAAUGACGUGCUGCAUGCGCUGUCUCAAAUAGAAGACUGAAACACUGACACCGGGGCACCGGGAUUGUGAGAGGUUACCGAAAGAGUGGGACCUGGCGCUUAAACCAGACGAGGAUGGGGGACAUAACUGAAGGUGAGACUAGCUUCUACUCCAAUGCAGAGGGCUACUGGAGGGAGGUCCCCCCCACAGUAGAUGGCAUGCUGGGUGGCUACGGCAGCAUCUCCAGCAUCGAUAUCAAUGGAUCCAAGGCUUUCCUGAAGAAGUUCCUUGGUGAAGGGGAAGGGAAGACAGGCACAGGCUGUGCUCUGGAUUGUGGAGCAGGCAUCGGGAGGAUCACCAAACGCUUACUGCUGCCUCUGUUCAAGACCGUGGACCUAGUGGACGUGACGGAGGAGUUUCUGGAUAAAGCCAAGACAUACCUAGGAGAGGAAGGCAAGAGAGUGGGGAAGUACCACUGCAGCGGCCUGCAGGACUUUGUACCAGAGAGCGGACGCUAUGAUGUCAUCUGGAUCCAGUGGGUUAUUGGCCACCUGACAGACGACCACCUGGUGGACUUCCUGCGGCGUAGCCAGAAAGCACUGCGGCCCAACGGCCUCCUCAUCAUCAAGGACAAUGUGUCGUAUGAGGGCGUGGUGCCCGAUGAGGUGGACAGCAGCGUCUGCCGUGACCUGGAAAUACUUCACACUCUAGUGGGCAGAGCGGGCCUCCGCAUUGUCCAUGAGGAACAACAAAUUGACUUCCCAAAGGAAAUCUACCAAGUCCACACACUUGCUCUAAGAUAGAACUGUUCCCUCCUCCAUGUGAUAGGCCUUGUGUAUAUGCAGCAUUUCUGAUGUGGAAAUAAUGUUUUUCUAGUCAGGAAUCCAAGUAUUAUCUGUGAAAUGAUCUGCAAGUGUGUGUUCCUCAUGCCCUGCAUUGGUCUUCUGCUCUAUGCUAAUUGCUGAGUUAUCUUUUCUGAGCUAUCCUGCCACAUUACACUUCUGUUUUAGGAAUAUUUGUUUUAGAACAAAAAAACAGCAUCACUCUUACACGGUUUAUAGUUUGUCAUCAUCGCGCAAAAAAUAUUUAUUUAUUACACACAGGGCAGAUUCAUUGAAGUCUAAUAUGAUCCUUACCCCGAUGUCCACUGGAAGCUUUUCAGAAGAGAAGCAUCUUCAGUCUAAUAUCACGCAGACACAUUUUCAAUGUUAUUGAGUAUUUUAAUAGAUUUUUAAUGUUUUACAGCUUAUUGACAACAUGUUUGCAGAUCAAUGUGGUAAUGGUCUUUGUGGCUGUAUUUGACUGAUUUUAUUAGGGAUGUCUCAAGAUGUCUCUUGCCUAAAUAAUGGGUACUGCCAAUUCUGAUUCCGAUCCGAUACUUAUAUUUACAUAAAUGUUUAUUAAAUGUAUCUGACAAAUUUGAAUACUGAGAAGCUGCUACCUGAAUGUUUUGUACACUGCUCUUCAAGAUAAAAGUAGAGGUAAUGGCUCCUUAA
Cottoperca gobio is the source of this 1493-nucleotide messenger RNA. RefSeq names its product N-terminal Xaa-Pro-Lys N-methyltransferase 1 (gene ntmt1). Bases 132 to 800 code for a protein of 222 amino acids. Gene Ontology annotation, biological process: N-terminal protein amino acid methylation. The transcript is spliced from 4 exons. Gene Ontology annotation, cellular component: cytoplasm. Gene Ontology annotation, molecular function: N-terminal protein N-methyltransferase activity. Lineage: Eukaryota; Metazoa; Chordata; Actinopteri; Perciformes; Bovichtidae. The record is from RefSeq and is a predicted model, not a curated record.